AUGUCUACCUUCAACCACUUCAACAUCAAGCGCCAAGCGCACAACCUCAGUCGCACCAGUACCGAUCAAUCUUGGAACCCAUUUCGUCACGUCGCCUGGAACCGUCGAUCGCGCACUCUCUCCGAAGCCGGAUUAGAAGGACAACAACGUACCCGAGACCACACAACUGGAGAAGAGUUGACACACGCAGUCACUGAGCCUGGCCGAAGUGGACCAGCCAGAGAGUGGUCAGCAGCAGAGACAAUGACGGAUGCGAGAAGAAGCAAAGAAGACGGAUACGAUCGAGAGAAAAUGGUUGGAGGAGGUUCGCCCAUGGACGGAAGCGACGACAUUCCUACAUCACAGCGCUCACUCGUCGGCGAUGAGAACCAACUACGAAACAGAAAACGCGAAGACGUUCCAGCCGCCACUGACCAAAAUGUUGACCUGGAAAAGAGGAAACUUGACAGACGACAGUCAUCAAAAUUGUUCCGUCAUGUCGAGCCAAAGGAACCUUUUACCGUCCGGAACCAACUUGAGAGGACCUUUCUCAAUUCCUAUAUCAACAUUCUUCUCAUCGCCGCCCCUGUCGGUAUCGCUCUCAAUUACAUCCACAGCGUGAACCGAAUUGCCGUAUUCGUGGUCAACUUCAUCGCCAUCAUCCCACUUGCCGCCAUCCUUAGUUUUGCCACAGAAGAAAUCGCUCUACGGACCGGUGAAGUUCUGGGAGGUCUAAUCAAUGCUACUUUCGGAAACGCCGUUGAACUCAUUGUGGCUAUAUUGGCUUUGGUAGAUGGAAAGGUUAUUAUCGUUCAAACCUCUUUGGUGGGAUCAAUUCUGAGUAACCUUCUUUUGGUGCUUGGCUUCUGUUUCUUCUUCGGCGGCCUGCGACGUGAAGCCCAAUACUUCAACGAAACAGUGGCCCAGACUGCGGCCAGCAUGCUCGCCUUGGCAGUCGCUUCUGUCAUAGUACCAACAGUUUUCGACCAAGCCAAAAACACACCGGCCACUAAUGUUGCCCGGCUUUCAAGAGGCACGGCAGUAAUUCUUCUCAUUGUAUACGCGGCCUACCUGCUGUUCCAGCUCAAGACCCACUCAAGCACUUUCCGACAAGAAGGCCAGAAGGUUGCCGCGAAACCUUGGUCGCGUGGAGGUGGCGGCAACAUCCGUCAAGGUAUCAUGGUUCCAGGCGCUCUUAUCGGUGGUGGCAUGACUGGACGUGAGGAGAACGAGCGCCUCUCCGAGAUGCUCAUGAACCCUCACCGACUGCCAAAGUCCGAGGGAGACGAAGAUGAAGAGGAGGAGCCUCAACUGCACUUCUGGGUGGCAGUCGCUACGCUGACAACUGCCACCGUUUUGAUCGCCCUUUGCGCUGAGUUCAUGGUUGACUCUAUCGACGCCGUUACGAAAACAGGAGGCGUUUCAGAGGAGUUCGUCGGCUUGAUCUUGUUGCCAAUUGUAGGCAAUGCGGCCGAGCACGCGACCGCCGUGACUGUUGCAAUCAAGGACAAGAUGGAUUUGGCUAUUGGGGUUGCGGUCGGCAGUUCCAUGCAGGUUGCCCUCUUUCUGAUCCCUCUACUGGUUAUUAUCGGCUGGGGAAUGGGCAACGACGACAUGAACUUGAGUUUCGACUUGUUCCAGGUUGCGACUAUGUUUGUAGCUGUCUUGCUCGUCAACUAUCUGAUCGCAGACGGCAAGAGCCACUGGCUGGAGGGCUGGCUUCUUAUUUGUCUUUAUUCCAUCAUUGCUGUAUGCUCUUGGUGGUACCCUACUCACUCAGACGAGUCAAGUUGAUCUCUCCAAGGAUUACACUUCCAUCAGUUUCCUGAUCCAAGCCACGGCCUUGUUACAAGGCAUUUCUUAUUGAUGUUUAUAUACUUUUUGGCCCACCUGUGGCUACCCGCCCUUGCUUCCAAUGAUUUCACAUGGAUUCCGAUUAAGCAAGUGCCUGUACAAAGUUUAUUUGAAAUUUGAAAUUUGUUGAGGAUUUAUUCCAGUACAAUCGUUAAGGCCGCGGUGACUACUAUAUCAGUGUGCAAAGCGACGGGCGUUGGAGGCAAGGUCAAUUCUUAGCUAGAAAGUCUCAAUAAAUGCGAGAUUAAUAAUG
Molecule: messenger RNA, 2086 nt
Organism: Fusarium graminearum PH-1
Lineage: Eukaryota; Fungi; Ascomycota; Sordariomycetes; Hypocreales; Nectriaceae
Exons: 4
Coding region: 1-1773 (590 amino acids)
Biological process (GO): calcium ion transmembrane transport; intracellular calcium ion homeostasis
Cellular component (GO): fungal-type vacuole membrane
Molecular function (GO): calcium:proton antiporter activity
Source: RefSeq, a predicted model, not a curated record